This is a messenger RNA of Anopheles darlingi, 2198 nucleotides long. RefSeq names its product integumentary mucin C.1-like. The transcript is spliced from 3 exons. The record is from RefSeq and is a predicted model, not a curated record. Bases 522 to 1841 code for a protein of 439 amino acids. NCBI's taxonomy places the organism in Eukaryota, Metazoa, Arthropoda, Insecta, Diptera, Culicidae.
UUUCAUUCUGUGCUCGAUCGUAUCCGCGUUCGGUCGAGGGAUUGGAAAGGUCGUCAGCGUGCCAGCCAGCGAGCCAGCGAGCCAGCCAGUUAGCAGCAGAUCCCCUUCUCAGUGCAGUCGAGCAUAGAUUUCGAGCUUCCCCCCGAAAUAAUAAAAAAAAAACACAGCACCAACGAGUGAACGAACCGCUUUGGGGGGCAAACGACGACGGUUGGGUCACAUUCUUGCCGCGUGUGCCAACGUGAUCGUUGCUGUGGGUGCGCCGCAAGUGUCGACGACGGACGAUUCGCAGCCAGCCAGCUAGGCCAAAGCAGGAGUAGGAGUGUGGCGUGCCAGUGAGUGGAGUGCAAGUGAGCGAAUUCGCUAUUUGGAAAGGUCGUAGCCGCUGCUGUUGCUGUUGCCGCCGCUGCUGCUGUUUUGCGGUUGUUGGUCGCCGCGAGAGGUUUCGUGGAGUUCUGUUUCGUAGUUGAAAGGGCCCCCCGGUCGUGCAUAGGAAGGAAGAUAUCAUCAUCAUCAGCAUCAUGAGGACGACUUUGACGAUGACGGUGGCCGUCGUGCUGCUGGCGAGUGUGACCGUACUGUGCCAAUCGGUCGACAGUAAUCACCGGGCAGCCCUGUUCCGCCGUACUCGCAUCGGUCCCAAAGUCUACAAGCACGAGGAUCAGAGCCGUCCGGGUGUACCGAUCGCGGAUCAGCUGGACGCACGUCCGGCCGAACCCGCCGCCGCCUCGAAGGAGACGGAAGCGACGGUGGCCGUACCGGCGGCCGAUGCUCAGGAGGCACCGGCUCAGGCAGAGGCAGCGCCAGCAAAACCAUCGGCCAUCGGUAAGGCCGGUGGCGGAUUGAAUCGUUUGUUCGCCCGCAAGAAGUACAGUCCGUUGUUGCGCGAAGGAGCUCCGAAGGCGGGUGCUGCGGCGGCGUCGGCUUCGGCGGCCGAUGCCUCGGGUACGACACCGGCCUCAGCGGCCGAACCAGUGACUGAGGGCAGCACGACAACGGUGGCCUCCGGCAGUACACGCCGUACGCGACCAACACGCCCCGGAAAGGUACCACGAUCGACCUCACCGAAACCGACCGUUUCCGUGAAGCCAACGAAGAUUGCGUCCCGCUUCUCGAAACCGACGACCGAGGCACCGGAAAGUACGGUUGCCACGGUGACGCAGCGUACGACUCGUGGGCGCCGUACGCGUCCUUCGAAACCUUCGAAAUUGGGCAGCACCGCGUCAUUGACCGAGGCCACCUCGACAUCGACGACGACCACAACGACCACGACGACUACGACGACGACCACAACGACAACGCCAGCACCAACAACAACGACAACGACAACGACGACGACGCCAGCACCAACCACAACGACAGCAGCGGCAGCGCCUGCUGCGUUGGCAUCCGAUGAACCGGUCAUUACGAUCGAAGGAACCUCUGGAGUGCAACCGGUAGCGAAACUGGGCCAGGAUAGCAACGAAUCACCACCGACAGCCACGGAUGGUGCACCGACGGCCGAACGUGCUAGCACCGCGUCACCGACGCUCGCGACAGAUCCACAAUCCUCGACCGCGAAUCCCGCGGUGAGAGCACCGGUGACCGGAGAGCAGGUGGCCAGCGCACCACACCAACAGACCAGGGUGCAGCCACAACAGGAGCAGCAGCAACAGCAACAGGCGGAAAGGGACGAAACGUUGGUGUUGAGUAGCCGUCCGAGCGGCGAACCGAAACCGGUUCCCCAGCGCGUCAUUCCGGUCGUCGAGCAGCAGCAGGAACAGGACGAUGGUGUGGCCGAAAGUGAAGAUGAAAGUAUCCUGCAGGCUAGCGCUAGCUUCGAGUCACCCAACAAGCAGUAGCCACCCCUUAGGAAGGGGGAAGGGGAGCGACACAAUGAGGCUGCUUUCCGAUGAGCGUUCGUUGGGCCAAGACGCACACAUGUGCGAGUUGUUUCGUUGGAUUUCUUUUUUCUCCGCUUUUCCAGGAUAAGAACUCGAGGAGUGGAAGGAAACAACCAUCCCUAUCCAUAACCAGCUAGCGUCCCGCUCUUCCACAGUGUUCGACGUGAGCCCUACACUCGUGAGGGGCCCCAAAUCCUGUCGUGAGUCCCAUUUUGAGCGAACACUGUGCGAAUGAAUAAAGUAUUUAGUGCCACCGACAGCCUUAUAGUGGCCCUGGCACACAGCCCUGGAAGACAUGUGACUCCUUUGACAAGA